Nipponia nippon (crested ibis) is the source of this 1950-nucleotide messenger RNA. The record is from RefSeq and is a predicted model, not a curated record. NCBI's taxonomy places the organism in Eukaryota, Metazoa, Chordata, Aves, Pelecaniformes, Threskiornithidae.
AUGACUUUACUAGCGUUCAUCUUCCUACUCGCUUUCGUCCCAGCUGAAUCUGCAAGCAGCAGACACCUCCCCAAGGCAGCAAGUAACCCUGUGUUCGGACCACGGCAGGUAUAUGGUCUGGUCAAUGGGUCAGUUACUGUGAAAUGCUUCUACCCUCCCACCCGUGUGAACAUACACGACAGAAAGUAUUGGUGCAGGGAAUCGGCCUCGGGCUGCAUGACCAUCGUGUCCACCAACGGCUACAUUGCUCCAGGCUACCAAGGCAGAGCCUCCAUCACUGACCACCCUGAGGCAGAAAGCUUCCAGAUUAACCUCUCCGAGCUUACAAUGGCAGACACAGGCACCUACCAGUGCGGUGUUGGUAUCAACGGCAGAGGGCUCUCCCACAAAGUCAAUCUGGCUGUUUCCAAAGGUCCACAUAUACCCGAGGGAGCUGAGCUUUUCUACGUGAAGCUGCACAGCACUUUGAGCAUGUCCUGCAACUUUGGGGCAGAUUAUGUGAGCACGAGGAAAUUCUUGUGCAAAAUGAAGAAAAACAGCUGCUAUAACAUCAUCGAUAGUUAUGGGAAUGUUGAUGAGGAUUACACAGGGCGAGUUCUGCUGAGCAACGAGGAUCUUCCAGGCUCAUUCAGCAUCGUGAUAACUCAGAUGAGCUGGGAAGACUCAGGCUUGUACCUGUGUGGGGUCGGCUCCUAUGGGGAGUAUGGAGAAACAAAGGAACUGGAUGUGCAUGUUUAUGAGGAGACAAGUGUUCCUCAAGGAAAGCCUACAAUAAUUGGAGUAAAAGGAAGUUCAGCAACUUUUGAAUGCUUCUAUGAGCGUCUAAAAGAGCCCACAGUGAAGUACUGGUGCAAGUGGAGACAGCAGGGGUGUGCUCGGAUCAUAGACAACAUGGGGUACGUGUCAAGCUUGUAUGAAGGAAGAGUGGCCAUGUACGACAGCCCAGGUAACGCGACGAUCACCAUCAUCCUGAACCAGCUGAAGGACAGUGACAAAGGCUAUUACUGGUGCAUGACAGAUGAGGUGAAGGAGCAGCAAUCAUCAACCGAGCUGAAGAUCAUAGACGGAGAACCUGGACUGAAGGGAAAGAAGGAAGUGGAGGCGCAAGUGGGUUCACGGGUCGAUUUAACUUGUUCUUAUCCAUGCAAGUACUACUCCUACCAGAAGUACUGGUGCAAGUGGAACAACAUCGGCUGCACCCCUAUGCCUGCUUCUGACCAAAGGGAGCCGGGGCCAGACGUUACCUGUGACACUGACAACAAGACAGUUAUCCUAAGCUUUGACUCGGUGGCAAAGACAGACGAAGGGUGGUACUGGUGUGGAGUGAAGCGCGACGGCCACUUCGGGGAAACCAUGGCAGUCUACCUGCGGGUGACUGAAGGAAGCAGUGCCGGCCACAACCUAGAUCUCCUGGAUGUUGAUGCCCCCAGCCGCCCCCACCACCCCAGCCGAGCCGUCCCCAAGGAAGAGCCUACAGCGAUGCUGAUGUGCAAAGUGCAGCUGCCUCGGAAAGGUUACUCUGAUGGAAGCCAUGGUGGCCCCAAUGUACUUGCUUUUGUCCUGGGCCCUGUUGGCGCCUUGCUCCUGAUCAUCGUGAUGGCUUUUGCCGUUUUUAAAUACAGACAGCUGAGGAGAUCCGACCUGGUGUCCAUCGGGAGCUACAGGACAAACAUCAGCAUGUCGGACUUCGAAAGCGUGAAAGAAUACAGCGCAAGCAAUAACGCCUGUGUGAAAGAGACCCAGGAGACUCAGAUAGGAGGGGACGAGUUUAUCACCACCGUGGCCACCCCAGAAAGCGCUGCCGAGACAAAGAAGGCAAAAAGGAGCUCCAAGGAGGAUGCUGACCUCGCCUACUCCGCCUUCCUCCUCACCUCCAGCAGCAUCGCACAGGGCAGCUCCGAGGGGGACAGCGCUGCCCCGGCCGUGUCCCCCCCGAACUGGGAGGGCUAG